AUGGACCCUGUAGGGGCAGCAGGCGGCCUUCCCGUCCGGAUCCUCCCUGCCCUGCCUUUCAGGCAAGCACUCUGCCAUGGCAUCCUAGAAAGGAAGCCAGAUGUGCCCGCAGCUGCUAGUGGCCAGAGCCAAAUUCUCGCCUGGCGCCCCACCUUCACGCCCGGAAUCCAACUGCUCCUGCCUGGAAGUUCGCCUCCCCCUCCCACGCAGGGCAUGGGAUUGGGUCCAGAGAAGCUGCUGGGUCCCCCUGAGGCCACACAGCAGCAACACGGCUCCCCGACACCCCCAGGCCCCUUGACUCACCUGACUCUGCCCCACGGUUCAGAGGCGCGGCCGCUGAACGGAGCCGACAGGCGGAGCCUCGCGGGCAGUUGGACCAGGUCCUCCUCAGAGGGUUCUGCGGUCCCCAAAGAAGGCAUGCGGCAGUGCCUGCAACAAUGGGAGCAGACUGUACGGAUCCUGCACGCCAAAGUGGCCCAGAAAUCCUAUGGGAAUGAGAAGCGGUUCUUCUGCCCGCCGCCCUGUGUCUACCUCGCAGGACCCGGCUGGAGGGUGAAGCCAGUGCAGGGCCAAGCCCACCAGGCCGGGGAGGCCGGGCCCACCGUCUGCGGCUUCAUGGGACUGGACGGCGCCUCUGGCAGCGCCGCCGAGACGCAGAAGCUGAGUUUCGAAGAGCAGUGGGACUCCCGGGAAUUCGGCUGCGCCAAGACCCUGUACAUCUCUGAUGCUGACAAGAGGAAGCACUUCAGGCUGGUGCUCCGGCUGGUGCUCCGAGGGGGCCAGGAGCUGGGUACCUUCCACAGCCGCCUAAUCAAGGUCAUCUCCAAGCCAUCGCAGAAGAAGCAGUCGCUGAAAAAUACUGACCUGUGCAUCUCCUCAGGUUCCAAGGUGUCCCUCUUCAACCGCCUGCGAUCCCAGACCGUAUCUACACGUUACCUGUCGGUGGAGGACGGGGCCUUUGUGGCAAGCGCGCGCCAGUGGGCUGCUUUUACGCUGCACCUGGCCGAUGAACACUCUUCCCAGGGGGACUUUCCCCCUCGAGAGGGCUACGUCCGCUAUGGCUCCCUGGUCCAGCUGGUGUGCACUGUCACAGGCAUGACGCUGCCCCCCAUGAUCAUUCGGAAAGUGGCAAAGCAGUGUGCACUGCUGGAUGUGGAUGAGCCCAUCUCCCAACUACACAAAUGUGCCUUCCAGUUUCCUGGAGGGCCUCCAGGAGGGGCCGGCACUUACUUAUGUCUGGCCACAGAGAAAGUGGUGCAAUUCCAGGCCUCCCUUUGCCCCAAGGAGGCGAACCGGGCGCUGCUCAAUGACAGCUCCUGCUGGACCAUCAUCGGCACCGAGUCGGUGGAGUUUGCCUUCAGCACCAGCCUAGCCUGCACCAGGGAGCCCGUCACCCCAGUGCCCCUCAUCAACACCCUGGAGCUCAGUGGCGGGGGCGACGUGGCCACGCUGGAGCUCCACGGGGAAAACUUCCACGCGGGACUCAAGGUGUGGUUCGGGGACGUGGAGGCUGAAACCAUGUACAGGAGCCCACGCUCGCUGGUGUGCGUGGUUCCCGACGUGGCCGCCUUCAGCAGCGACUGGCGCUGGCAGCGUACCCCCAUCACGGUGCCCGUGAGCCUGGUGCGAGCCGACAGCCUCUUCUACCCCAGCGCCUUCUCUUUUACCUACACCCCUGAGUACAGCCGGCACCCCAGCCCCGCGGGUGUCCCUGAGCCUGCCACCAACGCGGAUGCUCUCCUGGAGACCAUCCACCAUGAGUUCGCGCGCACCAACUUCCACCUCUUCAUCCAGACGACGUAG
This is a messenger RNA of Suncus etruscus (white-toothed pygmy shrew), 1803 nucleotides long. It is a transcript of the gene RBPJL, whose product is annotated as recombination signal binding protein for immunoglobulin kappa J region like. Bases 1 to 1803 code for a protein of 600 amino acids. Gene Ontology annotation, cellular component: nucleus. NCBI's taxonomy places the organism in Eukaryota, Metazoa, Chordata, Mammalia, Eulipotyphla, Soricidae. The transcript is spliced from 14 exons. The record is from RefSeq and is a predicted model, not a curated record. Gene Ontology annotation, molecular function: DNA-binding transcription activator activity, RNA polymerase II-specific; RNA polymerase II cis-regulatory region sequence-specific DNA binding. Gene Ontology annotation, biological process: regulation of transcription by RNA polymerase II.